Messenger RNA from Rhineura floridana, 6110 nucleotides. It is a transcript of the gene GPR161, whose product is annotated as G protein-coupled receptor 161. NCBI's taxonomy places the organism in Eukaryota, Metazoa, Chordata, Lepidosauria, Squamata, Rhineuridae. Gene Ontology annotation, molecular function: G protein-coupled receptor activity. The transcript has 6 exons. Gene Ontology annotation, biological process: G protein-coupled receptor signaling pathway. The record is from RefSeq and is a predicted model, not a curated record. Bases 311 to 1876 code for a protein of 521 amino acids. Gene Ontology annotation, cellular component: membrane; recycling endosome.
UGAGGGGAGGACAGGAUAGCGUUCAGCAAAAUGGACGAAAGUUAUACGAAGUGUAGAAGAUAGGAAUCCUGAGGGCGGGAGAGAAUAGCUUUAUAAUAUAAACUGUUUAAUACUGGUGGUGGUGAACUAGAGUGUUGCCUAGGAACAUCUGUCACAGUAGUUGAUCUUUAGGUAAACCGACUGGUCUCUAAGUAAAGGCGGCACUUUCAACAGAGGAAACCUAAGCGUAUUUACUGAGAAGCAGGUCCCACUGAGCUUACUCCCAGGUGCCCAGCAUGUCCUGGUUGCUCUGCCACAGGACGCUCUGACAAUGAGCAUCAAUUCCUCCCUCAGUAACGAGAAUGCUUCAGGGAACCUUACGGUGCUGGAAGGCGGAGCUGGCAGAGUUACAGAGUCCAUUGCUAUUAUUGUCAUUGCCAUUUUCAUCUGUUUAGGAAACUUGGUGAUCGUCCUCACCCUUUACAAGAAGUCGUACCUCCUCACCCUGAGCAACAAGUUUGUUUUCAGCCUAACCCUGUCCAAUUUCCUUCUUUCUGUGCUGGUGCUUCCUUUUGUUGUGACCAGUUCCAUUCGGCGGGAAUGGAUUUUUGGAGUUGUUUGGUGCAACUUCUCUGCCCUGCUCUACAUGUUGAUCAGCUCGGCCAGCAUGCUCACUCUUGGACUCAUUGCUAUCGACCGGUACUAUGCUGUCCUGUACCCAAUGGUUUACCCAAUGAAGAUUACGGGUAACAGAGCAGUUGUCGCCAUUGUCUACGUCUGGCUACAUUCUCUCGUUGGAUGCCUUCCUCCCCUCUUUGGCUGGUCUUCUCUAGAGUUUGAUCAGUUCAAAUGGAUGUGUGUGGCUGCAUGGCACAAAGAGGCAGGUUACACUGCCUUUUGGCAGAUCUGGUGUGCCUUGCUGCCCUUCUUAGUCAUGACGAUUUGCUAUGGAUUCAUAUUUCGUGUGGCUAGGAUUAAAGCACGGAAGAUUCACUGCGGGAGCGUGGUCAUUGCAGAGGAAGAUACCCAAAGGAAUGGGAGAAAGAACUCCAGCACUUCAACUUCCUCAUCAGGCAGUCGAAGAAAUGCUUUCCAAGGGGUUGUUUAUUCUGCCAAUCAGUGCAAAGCUUUGAUAACCAUCUUGGUUGUGAUUGGUGCUUUUGUCAUCACAUGGGGGCCUUACAUGGUGGUUAUUACAUCUGAGGCACUCUGGGGGAAAAACAGCAUAUCCCCUGCUUUGGAGACAUUGGCAACGUGGUUGUCUUUUACAAGUGCUAUUUGCCACCCUUUGAUUUAUGGACUCUGGAAUAAAACAGUACGCAAGGAGUUGCUGGGAAUGUGUUUUGGAGACAGGUACUACAGAGAAUCAUUUGUUCAACGGCAGAGGACAACCAGAUUAUUUAGUAUUUCUAAUAGGAUCACAGAUUUGGGACUAUCUCCACAUCUCACAGCUCUCAUGGCAGGUGAGAGGACUUUAGGACAUAGCAGCAGCACUGGUGAUACAGGUUUCAGCUGCUCCCAGGACUCAGGAACAGACAUCAUGCUGCUUGAAGACUAUAGUUCUGAUGGAGUUCAUCACCCACAUUGCAUUUAUCCCCAUCGACGGAGGAGUUCUGUGACGUUUGAAGAUGAAGUGGAACAAAUUAAAGAAACAGCAAAGAAUUCUGUUCUUCAGGUAAAAGCUGAUGUCCAUAAGUCUCUGGACAGUUACGCAUCCAGCUUGGCCAAAGCUAUUGAAGCAGAUGUGAGGAUCACCUUGUUUGGUGGGGAUGCUUUACCCGGCUGUUUGUUUCCAGUGCGAACUGUAGCAGGCAGCAAUGCUUGUGCGCGGCGUGGGGGCAGGACUCAUGUCGGCCAAAGACUACAGCUACAAAGCAUUGAGGAAGGGAACACUUGAAAGCACUUAGACAAGGAGCAGAUAAAACCACUAAGGACAAUAUAGGAUGGUUAUUCUUUCAAAAGGAAAACAAAACUGCCUCCAGUGUUUUAGUUCAAGAACAUUUAAAAAAAAACUGAAGACUUGUCUUAACAGUAUUAGAAUUUGCUUAUAUAUGUCAAAUGUAUACUCUGCCCUUCAGAGUAGGGUUAAGGUCAACAUGUGCUUGAACGGCUGUUCAGUUAGGAAACAGAUUCAUAAUGAAAUGGAUAUUAGGAGGAAAGAGAGGCUGCUCACAACAUGGUGAUAAAUUGCUGAUUACUUUCCUUCUUUUCAGUGGCACAGGGUUCCUCUUCCUGCUUGUUUUCUCUUUCAUUCUAGCCUCUGACACAAUUUGUUUCAAACAACUCCUUUCCUCCCACUGCCCCCUUUGAUAAAUGUUACUGUUUUCCUUCACAUGCUCCUGGAGAACAUUAUAAUGAAAUGCCUUGAUAGACCAAAUGAGGAUUGUUAAAUCUGGUGUUCAGCAAAGGCUGAGAACUGGUAGAAAGGAAAUGGAAAAAGAAUCAUCCUACAUUAGGUACCAAGGAUUAGUUCCUCAUCCAACGGAAGGGAGCCAGGCAGAGCAGUCCAAACUAUAUGAAACCUGUGCAAUUUGCGCUGGGGUAAAUUAUGCUUAUGUAACUUGUCCCUAUUUCAAAUUCUGUCCAAGAGUAGAACCACUGCUGACAAUCAGCUCAAGCCUGACAGGGAAAGCAGGGGCUUUAAAAUAGAGUUUAACUUGUACCAUACCUUUUGCCAGUGUAACUUCCUCCAGGUUGCUAGGUCAUGUGACCAAGCUGUACAGAGUUUGGAAUGGGGUAAGUCUUCCCCUGCCCCACUCCGCCUCCACCAUGUCCCUGCAGGCCUUUUUUCAGGACUUACACCAGCCUCGGCUCAGCUGGCUGAGCUGGGAUGGAUGACUUGCCAUGGCGUAUCUCUAGCUGAGCCAGGCUGAGAGACUUCAGCCAGCAUAGCCUCAGCUGAGCCAGACAGAAUUAUAGAAUAGUAGAGUUGGAAGGGGCCUAUAAGGCCAUCAAAUCCAACCCCCUGCUCAAUGCGGGAAUCCAAAUCAAAGCAUUCCCAACAGAUGGCUGUCCAGCUGCCUCUUGAAUGCCUCCAGUGUCAGAGAGCCCACUACCUCUCUAGGUCAUUGGUUCCAUGGUCGUAUGGCUCUAACAGUUAGGAAGUUUUUCCUGAUGUUCAGUCGAAAUCUGGCUUCCUGAAACUUGAGCCCAUUAUUCCAUGUCCUGCACUCUGGGACAAUCAAGAAGAAAUCCUGGCCCUCCUCUGUGGCAACCUUUCAUGUACUUGAAAAGUGCUAUCAUAUUUCCCCUCAGUCUUCUUCAGGCUAAACAUGCCCAGUUCUUUCAGUCUCUCCUCAUAGGGCUUUGUUUCCAGUCCCGAUCAUCCUUGUUGCCCUCCUUUGAACCUGUUCUAGUUUGUCUGUAACCUUGAAGUGUGGAGACCAGAACUGAACACAGUACUCAAGAUGAGGCCUAACCAGUGCUGAAUAGAGGGGAACUAAUAUUUCACACGAUUUGGAAACUAUACUUCUGUUAAUGCGGCAUUUGCAUUUGCCUUUUUUGCAGCCACAUCACACUGUUGGCUCAUAUUCAGCUUGUGAUCAACAAUUCCAAGAUCCUUCUCACAUGUCAUAUUGCUGAGAUCCACUUAUUCCAAACUCUGCCCAUCCUGGUGGAUCUUGGGUUUUGAUUGCCCCCUAAUAGGCUGCAAUCCUAAUCUCAUUUGCCUGGGAGUGGGUGUAAACUAUGAGGCGGUUUGCCCUUAAGGUCUCUUCUUUUAUCCCAUCUAUAACAAAUGAAAAGAGUAGAUAUUGUUUACUUGUACAUGUCGGAUUAUUUAAACAAUUAUGAUGCAGUGGUCAAAGCCCUUUUAGGUGCCAUAAGUCAACCUGUAGACAUAUGUCCAUAGCUACUAGCUCUUUAAGACUUUUUUUGGGGGGGCUAUCAUGGUCUCCUGAAGACUUUUUAAUCUCCAUAGGUGAGCAGGCAUGUGGCUAAUGGCAAGCCUGCACUUAGUUGGAAGAAAGUUCCACUUAAAUCUGUGGGAAUUGCUUCCAAGUAACUAUGGUUGGGAUCCCAAAAGCAGGAAUGGGGAACCUGUCGCCCUCCAGAUGUUGUUGGGCUACAACUCCCAUCAUCCCUAACCGUUGGUCAUGCUGGCUGGUGGCUGAUAGGAGCUGGAGUCUAACAAUACAGUAGGGCCCCGCUUUACGGCACUUUGCUAAUGCAGUGGUCGCAAUUAGACUAAAGCCCCACUCAUAGGGUGUUUGUUCCGCUUUUACGGUGGUUUUUGGGCAUUGCGCACCAUUCUAUUCAAUGAGUUUUGCUUUUCGGUGGGGGUCCGGAACGUAACCCACCAUAUGAAUGGGGCCCUACUGUAUCUUGAGGGCUACAGAUUCCCCAUCCCUGCUAAUAGUCUAGUGAAUAUGCUUAAGAUGAUUUCAUGUGCAUACAGGAGUUGAUGGUCCCCCCCCCUUCUAACUAUUCCUCACACCGCAGCAAAAUGCUGCUCUGUAAGGUUCCCUGGCCUUACAGGGGGUAGGGUGGGGCAAGAGGAACUGCAAUGAGAAGGGGAGGCCUGAAAAGCCUCAGUGUGAAUGUGGAACACCACAGGCAGGGCUGUGCUUUUAAGACAGAAAUUUCAUAAGGAUAUGUUUUCCAUCCAUACUACUCUCAAUAACAAAUACAAGUCUUUGGUUAAACAAAUACAUCUCUAGAGUAACCAAACAGGAUUAUAAUGGUCGAUUUUGCCCAAGCAUUUUUUCUAACCAUCUGCCCAAAUGAUGUUUACAACAUUUGCAGCUGUACUAAUAAUAACAGCUUUGAAAUGUUUUAAUGUUCUGUCAAUAACACUUGUUCUAAAAUAUAGAACAGCUCUUAACUUUGGUAAAUGUGUUUAAGCAUUCCUGCUAAUGUCCUUUCUACAGAAAAUGACACUUUUUAUACUUUUCUUUUUCCAUAAUUGUAAUUGGAAAAUAAUUAUAUUUUCCAAAUACAGUACUAAGGAGCUGCUUCUAGAUCAGUCCCAAAAGGAGGCCCUUAUGGCUAACAAGUAAUAGUUAUAAACGCAAUGCAAAAUAAUUUUUGGAAAGAAUAUCCUAACCUUACCUGCCAAUGAAUUAUCAUCUUGCAAGGGCCUAUUAGGUAGAGCAAGGCAGGUACCUCAAGCAGCAGAUGCUAGAGGGGCAAGGAGAGGCCGCAAGAUAUUGAUGGGACAGACAUCUUGCUACAUCUGCCUGUAUCCCAGCAUCUGGGGACGGGCCAUAGCUCAGUAGUAGAACAUCUGUCUUACAUGUAGAAGAUCCAAGGUUCAGUCCCCGGCAUCUCCAGGUCAGACCAGGAAAUACACCUGCCUGAAAUUGUGGAAAAAGCUGCUGCCAGGCAGUUGGACAGUACUGAGCUAGAUGGACUAGUGGUCUGACUUAGCAUAAGGCAGUUUCCUGUGAUUCUAAGCUGGUGCGUGCAUUAUACAAUGUGCCCUGUGUUUUCUAAAGCUACCCUAAGGUGCAGUGGUCUAGUCAGCUUCUGUAGUCAUCCAGGCAGCAGAAUGUGCUGGACCAGGUCUGGCAUCUUGUCUUUGCCACAUCCAUGAUGUGCCAUCAGAACACUGCCAGCUGCCCUCACAGACUCCAGGUAAUCCUAGAUCCCAUUGUGGCAAUGGAAACCUAUGCCCCCAAUCAAGCAAAAAACAUUUGCAAGAGGUUGAUAUAGUUUCUUGUAUUUCAAAGAAAAACUCUUGCUAAUAACUGGGCCUUCUGCAAACCAUAUUUUUGUAGUGGAGAAACAGAUGAAGGUACACUUGGUGUUUGCCAUUACAUUGCAAAAUACUUUGGAAAUGUUCAUGGUUUAUUCUAAGGUAGUCAGCUUUAUCCUCUAUGGAUUUGUCUAAGUAGCCACCAGUCAUGAUGGCUAUAUUAUCUCCAGCAUCAGAGGCAGCAUGCCUCUGCGUGCCUGUUCCUUGGGGUCACAAGUGGGAGAGUGCUACUGUAGUUAUGUCCUGCUUGUGAGCUUCCCGUAGGCAUCUAUCUGGUUGGCCAGUGUGAGAACAGGAUACUGGAUUAGAAGGGUAUUGCUUUGAUCCAGCAAGGCUCUUACAUAUCCUUAUGGUACUCUUACUGAGCACAAAAUUAAGUUAAUAUUCUCAUACAGAUUGUUGCAUACUUGUUUUGUACCCCCUACUCAAUAGUUAA